Messenger RNA from Drosophila gunungcola (fruit fly), 893 nucleotides. RefSeq names its product serine protease grass. The transcript has 4 exons. Lineage: Eukaryota; Metazoa; Arthropoda; Insecta; Diptera; Drosophilidae. The record is from RefSeq and is a predicted model, not a curated record. Bases 25 to 882 code for a protein of 285 amino acids. Gene Ontology annotation, biological process: proteolysis. Gene Ontology annotation, molecular function: serine-type endopeptidase activity.
UGCGUUUCAAUUUAUUGACUGGCGAUGAAAUCAGCCGCUGUCGCUGUGAUCAUUCUCAGCCUGAUUCAUUGUAAUCCGGGAUUUGCGACACUUCUGGAGCCGAAUUGCGGAAUUCGAGCUGAAAGUCCCAGCUACCGAACAAGAAUUAUCGGAGGCAGGGAUGCACAGAUCGUUUCUCAUCCUUGGAUGGCCUUCCUGCACUACGAUUCCCGGAUCCACUGCGGUGGAACGCUCAUCAAUCGACAGUUCGUCCUGACAGCUGCCCAUUGCCUUGAUGGGGAUUUAAGACUAAAGGUUCGACUAGGAGGUAUAAGCCUUGCUCCAAGUGGCUAUCCAACAUGCCAGCUACCAGCCGAGGACUACAAUGUUGAUUUGGGCAUAAGGCAUAAGUAUUUUACCCGCGAUGUCUUUCUAAACGACAUCGCCUUGCUCCGACUGGCCAAGUUUGUGGAGUACAAUGUCCAUAUAAGGCCUAUUUGCAUUGUCCUGCAUCCGGAAAGGAAACUCUUGUUGGACAAUGUGAUAUCGCUGACGGCCACCGGAUGGGGAAAAACCGAAAACGGUGAUGUGGCCACCGUUCUCCAGGAGGCCACCAUCCAGGUAAAGAAUCGGAACCUCUGCAGCGAGCUGUACCAAGUGCCGGUGGGUCCAAACCAGAUCUGUGCCGGCGACAGUGAGACCAACACCUGCGGUGGUGACUCUGGUGGACCUCUGGGCGGUGUGGUAAACUACUACGGAACGUUUCGGUUCGUCCAGUACGGACUCACCAGCUUCGGAGACAGGAAAUGCCGCGCUCCGAGUGUCUAUACGGAUGUCAUCACUUAUGGAAAGUGGAUCAAGUUGGUAGUUGACAACUUUGGUACAGAAAACUUUACUUUCUAAGUAAAUUUUGU